Ceratotherium simum simum (southern white rhinoceros) is the source of this 562-nucleotide messenger RNA. It is a transcript of the gene TMEM52, whose product is annotated as transmembrane protein 52. The record is from RefSeq and is a predicted model, not a curated record. Lineage: Eukaryota; Metazoa; Chordata; Mammalia; Perissodactyla; Rhinocerotidae.
CCACGCCGAGCAUGUUCGCGGGGCUGGCGGCUGUCUGCGGCCUCCUGCUGCUGCCGCCGCUCCUGCCGCUGCCGCAGGUGGCGCUGGGCUUCGCGGACAGCAGCUGCGACCCCUCCGACCAGUGCCCGCCCCAGGCCCGCUGGAGCAGCCUGUGGCACGUGGGGCUUAUCCUGCUCGCUGUCCUCCUGCUGCUGCUGUGUGGGGUCACAGCCAGCUGUGUCCGGUUCUGCUGCCUCCGGAAGCGGGCACACACCCAGCCACACCUGCCACCAGCACCUCAGCCUUGCGACCUGACAGUCAUUCCUGUGGAUAGUGACAGCCCGGUGCACAGCACUAUGACUUCCUACAGCUCUGUGCAGUACCCGCUGACCACGCGGCUGUCCCAGCCCUUUGGGGAGCUGGACCUCAACUCCAUGACCCCUCCCGCCUACAGCCUGUAUGCCCCCGAGCUGCCGCCUUCCUAUGAUGAGGCCAUCAAGAUGGCCAAACCCGAACAGGAAGAGCCGCCCCCCUCCCAGUAGCCCAGCCGCCUCCCCGGGGCCUCAGGCCGAGAGACUCCUCC